AUGCUCUAUAGAAUUCUAUACAUAGAUCUGGGUCCUAUAUUAGAGAUUCCCAAGCAAGAUUUUUUUCAAGAAGCAAAAACUCUCAUUGCCCAACACUAUAAGAAAAUAAAUGAGAACAGAGUUCCAGGUACUUCUAUAAAUGUCUUUAGAAAUAAACAUCAGAAACCGAAAUCUAGCAAAUUCAUACCUUUGGAGAUCAAAAAAAAGGAAACACUUGAUACAGUCCGAGAACUUCAGGCAGCGUACAAAAUGAUUUGUUUUCCCAAAGACUGUUCCAAAAGUGGACAUUCUGAGGAGGCUCCAUCACGAACUUCUUUCAAGGAGCCACACAUUUUCAGUGUAAAAAAAAAAUACAAGGGGUCUAUAGAUCUAAUUGUGAAAGAGCAAGUUAAACUGGGUGAAAUAGUGACUAAUAUUGAUUCAGUGAGUAAAAAAAUGGAGAAAGAGAAGCAACAGCACCAUGAGAAGACCAGAAUGGUGGACUCAUUUUGUGCCUUCCCCAUAAUCAACCUUGGCUUGCACUUACGACCCAUGACCUCCUCUUCCUUGGGGCUUUUGAAAGAAAAUGACAGAGCGUUCUAUGAUUGGAGAGGAGUAGUGUCAAAAAGUUUUUCCUGUUUGGCUCGUGACUCCAGUUGGCCUAGUUUCUCUGGAUCAUCAUCAGUAUUUCAGGAUUAUUAUGCGAAUGUGUGUUCACACCAUGGUAAUAUUUUGCUACUAUAUAGGUCGUUUAAAAGUUUUAUCAAAAAAGAAAAACAGUCUGUCAAGCCAGAAUCAAAGCCACAACCCAGCCCAAAAUCUAUUCUAAAUAAAAGUGAUAAACUUGACAAUAAAGUUAAAAGAAUUGGACCACGCAUAGAAAUCUGCCAAGUGUUCCGGGGAAGGAAAAAAUUCGCAAUUACCAAAAAUAUAGUUAGAAUGGUCAUCGUCAUUCAGGCACUUGUCAGAGGGUGGCUUGAACGCAAAAGAUUCCAAAGAAUAAUGAUCAAGGCUUUGUAUCAUGGACCAGAUUUGAGAACAGUUAUAAACAUGUAUUGCAGACUAAUCCAUCGUGUUAAAUACCGACUUGGUCUUUGGAGGACGAGACAAAUUAUAAACCUUACAGAGCUAGAGGAAUGGAUGGACAGAAAAAAAUUCUAUGAAACAAUGUUUGCUAAAAGAGAAGAUUGGCAAGGAUUAGAAAGAAGUGAGCUCCUUAAGUACUUCAAUGACUGUGGUCAUUUCCCAAUGCACCAGCAAAUUGAUGAGGUUUGGGACCUGGUCCAUAGAGAAGACCAUACAAAAUACUCUGAUAUCAUCAAGAAAUCCAAUGCAAUUGAAAUGUUAUUUACACUCUACCCUCCUCAAGGUGCCCAUGUGUGUACUAAUAUGAGGCUUAGGUCAACUUGGCUGAGACCCAUAGUAAAUGGGGAAGAAGGAUAUAAGUAUAUAGUCAGUGGACAUCCAGUACUCAAAAGAGCUAACAUCCAGAUUGUGGGGAAGCUGGUGGCCAGAUCUAUGAGAGAAAGGAAAAUGAGACAACAGUAUUCAUCAUGA
This is a messenger RNA of Kogia breviceps (pygmy sperm whale), 1536 nucleotides long. It is a transcript of the gene IQCM, whose product is annotated as IQ motif containing M. Lineage: Eukaryota; Metazoa; Chordata; Mammalia; Artiodactyla; Physeteridae. Gene Ontology annotation, molecular function: protein binding. The record is from RefSeq and is a predicted model, not a curated record.